AUGGCAAAGGUAGCACAUGAUCCAUCCUCACUCAUCGACGGCGGGGAAACCAUAAGAGUAAGACCAGUUCCAGAUUCAUCACUCCAUGUGAACGGUGGAGAUGACGCUUACAGCUACACCAGGAACUCCUACUAUCAGAGACUAGCUGCAAAUGUGGUUAAGGAAAAAAUCAAUGGAGCAAUUACAAUGAAGCUUGAUGUGGAAAAGCAUUCUUGUAGAUCGAAUACAAUUUGUGUUGCAGAUUUGGGAUGUGCUGUUGGGCCAAAUACCUUCGAUGCAAUGCAAGAUAUUCUGGAGUUCAUUAAACAGAAGUACAAGCUUCAAUGCCCCAAGUCUAAAAUGCUUGAGUUCCUGGUGCUUUUCAACGAUCAGCCCUCCAACGAUUUCAAUGCACUCUUCACGUCUUUCCCACAGGAAAGGCCAUAUUUUGCAGCCGGCGUGCCCGGUUCUUUCCAUCGGCGAUUAUUUCCGGAAUCCUCCAUCCAUUUUGUGCAUUGUUCGUAUGCACUCCAUUGGCUUUCCAAAUUGCCGCAAGAGUUGUUAGAUAAGAAUUCUCUUGCAUGGAACAAGGGGAGGGUUCACUACACAAAUGCCCCCGACGAAGUUGUCAAGGCUUAUGCAUCUCAAUUUGCAAAGGACAUGUUGGACUUUCUAGAUGCUAGAGCAAAGGAGCUUGUGAUUGGAGGGAUGAUGAUCAUGAUCAUGCCAGGUAUGCCUGAUGGGAUGACUUAUUGUCAGCUGGCAGCUAGUCUGAUGUAUGAUUUUAUGGCAUCUUGCUUCAUGGAUAUGGCAAAUGAGGGAUUGAUAAGUGAAGAUCAGGUGGAUUCCUUUAACUUGCCUAUAUAUACCCCGUCUCCGGAGGAGAUGACCGCUCUGGUAGCCAGAAAUGGGCAUUUUAGCAUUGAGAGCUUGGAGUUAACCAACCCAGCUUCCUUGGUGGAUGGUGCAGUCGACAUAAAUGCUUGGGUAAUUCAUGUAAGGGCAGCAAUGGAGGGAAUGUUGACCAAACACUUUACCGGCGACAGUAUCGAUGAAAUGUUUGAACGGCUGACCCAAAAACUAUUAAAGUUUUCCGAACAGGUGGAAUCAGGAUACAAGGAACGAACUCAGCUACUAGUUGUUUUAAUACGAAAAUGA
This is a messenger RNA of Theobroma cacao (cacao), 1137 nucleotides long. Its product is annotated as loganic acid O-methyltransferase-like. The record is from RefSeq and is a predicted model, not a curated record. Lineage: Eukaryota; Viridiplantae; Streptophyta; Magnoliopsida; Malvales; Malvaceae. Gene Ontology annotation, molecular function: methyltransferase activity.